AUGCACCGCCCUCGAUCACACAUCGGCUUCGUUACCCAGGCAUCGUAUGGCUCCGGGAACUACGGCCCAGUGGGUGGCGACGCCAGGAUCAAGGUCAUCGGUGUGGGCGGUGGCGGUGGCAACGCCGUGAAUCGCAUGAUCUCCAGCGGCCUGCAGGGCGUGGAGUUCUGGGCUGUCAACACGGACGCCCAGGCCCUGGAGAGCCAUCAGGCGCUCAACAAGCUGCAGAUCGGGACCACCCUGACCCGCGGCCUGGGUACGGGUGGCAAGCCCGAGCUGGGGGAGGAGGCGGCGCAGGAGUCUCACCAGGAGCUGGCCUCGGCCGUCCAGGGCGCAGACAUGGUCUUCAUCACUGCCGGCAUGGGGGGUGGCACUGGAACUGGAGCUGCCCCAGUGGUUGCACGGCUUAGCAAGGACCUGGGGGUGCUCACUGUGGGCGUCGUCACCUUCCCCUUCACCUUUGAGGGGCGGCGCCGGGCCGGGCAGGCCACUGAUGGCAUCGACACCCUGCGCAAGAACGUGGACACCCUCAUUGUCAUCCCCAACGACCGUCUGCUUGAUGUUGUGGGUGACUCCACCCCACUGCAGGACGCCUUCCUGCUGGCCGACGACGUCCUGCGCCAGGGCGUGCAAGGCAUCUCUGACAUCAUCACCAUUCCCGGCCUGGUCAAUGUCGACUUUGCCGACGUCAAGGCCAUCAUGUGCAACUCCGGGACCGCCAUGCUGGGUGUGGGCGUGUCCUCUGGGAAGAACCGUGCAGAGGAGGCUGCCAUGGCCGCCACCUCGGCCCCCCUCAUCGAGCGCAGCAUCGAGCGCGCCACGGGGAUCGUGUACAACAUCACGGGCGGGCGGGACCUGACGCUGCAGGAGGUCAACCGCGUCAGUGAAGUGGUCACCUCGCUCGCCGACCCCUCCGCCAACGUCAUCUUCGGCGCGGUCAUCGACGACGCGUAUGAGGGCGAGAUCCACGUCACCAUCAUUGCCACGGGGUUCAACCAGACCUUUGAGGACCAGCUGCUCAGCGGGCGCAGCGUGCUGCCUGCUCAACCCGACCUCUCCCGCGCAUCCAACGCCAAAUCCGGCAACGGACCCGCGUCGCGCCAGGCGGCCAACGGGCACGCAUCCAGCCUCGGCGGCGGCGGCGGCGGCUUCCUGGGCCGCACCUGGUGA
This is a messenger RNA of Auxenochlorella protothecoides, 1170 nucleotides long. Its product is annotated as Cell division protein FtsZ-like protein 1, chloroplastic. The coding region runs from base 1 to 1170 and encodes 389 amino acids. Gene Ontology annotation, cellular component: cell division site; cytoplasm; chloroplast. The record is from RefSeq and is a predicted model, not a curated record. Gene Ontology annotation, molecular function: GTPase activity; GTP binding. Gene Ontology annotation, biological process: chloroplast fission; cell division. NCBI's taxonomy places the organism in Eukaryota, Viridiplantae, Chlorophyta, Trebouxiophyceae, Chlorellales, Chlorellaceae. The transcript has 8 exons.